GGCGCCGAGUUCACGGCAUUCAUUCUCGUCGGCAGAUGGCGGAUGCAGUAGACGCCCCCGUCGCCCGUCGCCCGCCGUCAGUCGCGCAUAGACAACUCACCGAGCGCAAGUGUGCUUGUGAUCCGCUCAGCACCAUUUUGUGUGUAUCGUUUCGAACGGGACAUUGUGUGUAUGUGCUCCGUGAAUAAUUGUAAACCACGAACAUCCAAGUGUCUACCGAGUUCAGUGUUUCACUUUCGACAUGCCCGCGGAGGGAUCGAUGCGAUAUCUCGUAGAAACCGCGCCUCCGUCAUGAGCGAGUGAUCGUCGACGUGAAAAAAAAGUUAACACAGGAAACAUGUCUGGGCGGACCGCCGACGCGGAUGCGAGCGAAGGGUUCGGGUUCGAAAUUCGAAAGCGGUCAUGUCAUCGCCUCUCGGAUUUCGUAUAAGUCACCGUCCAAUGUCAAAAUCGUGCACGUACCGCGAGCGCCGACCCUCCGGAUCGUGCGGAAAAUGCAAUCGUUGGUAGUGUGGUGCGCGGUGGUGUGGGCGCUGGCUCUGCUGGCGCCGCUGGUGCCGCGAGCGGGCGCGUGCUCGAGCUCCAUCUCUAAGCGGCCGGCGCGCGUGGCGCGGCCGCGGCCCGGCCCGCCGCCGCGGCCGCAGCCGCCGCCGCGCCUCAACGUCACCUUCCCCACCUACAAGUGCGAGCCCGACUACUCGGAGUACUACUGCCUCAACGGCGGCGUCUGCUUCACCGUCGUCAUCUCGGAUAGCCGGAUAUACAACUGCGAGUGCCGCAGCGGGUUCGUCGGCCAGCGAUGCGAGUUCAAGGACCUCGACGAUUCGUACGUGCUGACGAGCCGCCACCUGAUGAUGGAGACGGCGUCGAUAGCGGGCGGCGCGACGGUGGCCGUGUUCCUCGCCAUUCUAGUCUGCUUCGGCGCGUGGGUGCGCCUGCACCGGCGCGGCAAGACGCCGCCCUUCCAGGAGGAGCGCGGCCAGGUGCAGCUGGUGGCCGUGGCGGCGCCGCGCGGGCCCGUGCGCCUGCAGCCCGCGCCGCCCGCGCCGCACUAGCCGCCUCAUAGAACUCUUGUUUAUACUGUAUCUCGUGUACAUAUAGAUAGAUUAUGUGUUAAGUUAUGUGGAGCGAACGGAAGAUAUAAGAAAAAUUUAUGUGAUAAUUAUUUUACGAAGCUUAUAAUUUAUUUCGAGGAAUUUCUUUUGUAUAUACCGUUCCGAUCAGUCUCAGUAUUUGAUUGAGUGUAAAAUUUCAGUGUCUCCCCAGUGUUGAUCCGUGAAUAGUACCUAUCCUAUUGUUAGUAUUCAGUGUAUCGGAUGUGAACGACGACCAUGUACCUACGCUACUCGCUUAAGUAGAGCUGUUAUAUGUUGUUUUGUUGUUAGCACUGUAUCACAAGGUACAGGAGUGUCUGCCCUCUAAAUGCCUGUAGGAUGCAAGUUCUGCUCUACCUGUUUUAUGUCAGAAGCAAAGUUCUCAUGUACAAAGUUUCCCUGUAAACACAGCUAGACUAGAAGUUGUUGUAGUGGGCUGGAGGGCGGUGUGUGCAGCCAAGGUCUUGGUGGGUGCACACACUGCAUGUUAUGUUUGUUAAUGUAGCAAAUGUUAUGAAUAAUCAGAGAGUACCAGGCAGGUCCCUUGUCUGUGUACUACAUUGCUAGUAUUUGUGAAUCAAUGUUAAUUGUAUUAUUAUUCCAUUCUAUACCAAUAGAAUUGUGAUGAAUUGAUGCGUGUGCAGCGUGAGUGGCCGGCGUUGGCCAGGUAGCGUAGUCCCGGGCACAUUCCAUCUUGCGGAUAUUUUACUGGUGUCAGUAUUAUUGUGUAAUACGAGUCUUAAGCCGGCAGCUUUACUUUAUUUUUUAAUUUAUACCUGUUAUCCCGCUGGGAUAGUGCUGUAUUAUAUGUUUAAAGGCUGAUGUGCCCUUGAUGAUGGCUUGUGUAAAUAUAGCCUAUGUAGGUAUUUAUUAGAUAUUUAUGAUCGUUUAUUUAUUGACUGCUUUAUUUAGUUAAUCUGCGCCCUCGGCACGGCGGCCGGCGUGGUGGCCGCGCCGAGGGCGCUGGAUGAUCAGCGGCACCCGAGCCUAACUUACGGUAAACGGUUGCAUUUUUCAUUUCACCUGCUAAGCAUGGCCUCGCGUAAUAUAUUCCCAAAUAUAAUCUCAUUAUGAAUCUCCAUUAUUGUCUUGUAUUAUGUAAAAAUUGAAAUACUACAUUGGAUGGUGUAUAAAACUGGUUCCUCUGCAGUGUGCACUGUCUGUCUCGUCUGCUACACACUACCUGUUACACACUGGGUACAAUCUGUCAAGAUUUUUUGUACAUUCAUAAUAGAUUGAAUAUGCUUGUGAAUAAUAAAAUUUAAUGAUAAUUAAUUGUAUGUAAAUAUUGUCAAAUUGUAUCUGUAAUGCUUCUGUAAUUGUCCAAUAUGUAGCAGGAAAUCUUUAUUAUUUUCGCUCUCUACUCAUUCCUUCAGGCCUAUUCUGGAGUCUCAGUUGUCUACUGAUGCUGUCUAAGUUACAGGAUAGGCCUACUAAUCAUGUAGUCUUAACUAUCUUCUGUAUGGCAGUGCAGAUUGCAAGAGGGACACAAAAAAAUAGUAAAUUUGUUAAUAGGCUGUGAGUAUCACAGAGGUAAGCCUGGCAUUGAUAAAUUGAUGUAGUUUUAUACUAGACCCUUCUGUCCCGUUAGUGAUGGCGAUUUCAUGUAUUUGACGUAUUUUGGCAUCAAUUUAUCAUGCUGGGUUGUAGGGGCUUGUUUGUUGUCGUGCGGAACAGCCCCGCGUGAGGGUCUACUGGGCAUGUGUCCUGCACGCAGCCACUCAUUGUCACACGAGUGUUGUUGUCCAGAGCAGGUGGGCACGCGGGCCAGUCCGCAGGACAGGAACCAGGCCCUUCAACAGCUUUGCCAGUUUGUAUGAGAAGUGGUUGUAUGGUGGAGUCCACAUUGUAUAUUCAUAUGAGAUUGUUUAUAUGAACAUUCCAAAGUAUUUGUAAAAUAUUACCUACAGCGCUAAUAAUUUUGAACUAUCUGUUAAGACGCUACAUUGUUAAUUAUACAGUUUUCUAUUGAUCAUUUGUUAAAAGAAAAUUAUACGAAACUAAAUCCUUAA
Pectinophora gossypiella (pink bollworm) is the source of this 3106-nucleotide messenger RNA. Its product is annotated as protein spitz-like. Gene Ontology annotation, biological process: epidermal growth factor receptor signaling pathway. Bases 363 to 1055 code for a protein of 230 amino acids. Gene Ontology annotation, molecular function: epidermal growth factor receptor binding; receptor ligand activity. NCBI's taxonomy places the organism in Eukaryota, Metazoa, Arthropoda, Insecta, Lepidoptera, Gelechiidae. The record is from RefSeq and is a predicted model, not a curated record. The transcript has a single exon.